GGUCGCUGUGUGGUUGAGGGGCGCGCAAGAUGGCGGCGGGCGAGGCGGGCGGGCGCUACCGCAGCGCCGUCAGCAGGAGCAAGGACCCCUCGGGGCUGCUCAUCUCUGUCAUCAGGACUUUAUCCACCAGUGAUGAUGUUGAGGACCGAGAGACUGAGAAAGGGCGCCUGGAAGAAGCUUAUGAGAAGUGUGACCGGGACUUGGACGAGCUGAUAGUGCAGCACUACACAGAGCUGACCACGGCCAUCCGCACCUACCAGAGCAUCACCGAGCGCAUCACCAGCUCGCGCAACAAGAUCAAACAGGUGAAGGAGAAUCUGCUGUCGUGCAAGAUGCUGCUGCAUUGCAAGCGGGACGAGUUGCGCAAGCUGUGGAUUGAAGGGAUUGAGCACAAACAUGUCCUGAAUUUGCUGGAUGAGAUAGAGAACAUCAAGCAGGUGCCUCAGAAGCUGGAGCAGUGCAUGGCCAGCAAGCACUACCUCAAUGCCACAGACAUGCUGGUGUCAGCAGUGGAGUCCUUGGAGGGUCCCCUACUUCAGGUGGAGGGACUGAGUGAUCUGAGGCUGGAGCUCCACAGUAAGAAGAUGAACAUGCACUUAGUCCUGAUAGAUGAAUUACACCGUCACCUUUACAUCAGGUCAACUAACCGAGUAGGACAACGCAAUAAGGAGAAAGGGAGAGUAAGUUCACAUGUGAAAGAUGCCUCUCCUGUACCUCUGAUGGAUGUUACUAACUUGUCUACACCUCGCAAGUUCCUUGAAACUUCCCAGUUUGGUACUCCUGGAGGUGCCAGCAUGCGAGAAACAAGCCUUUUGGAAAUUAAAGAAGAUACGGAAUUGGAUCCAGAGGAGAACAGCGCUGUCUUCAUGGGCAUACUCAUCAAAGGGCUGGCCAAGCUGAAAAAAAUCCCUGAAACAGUGAAAGCCAUCCAGGAUCGCCUGGAACAAGAGCUCAAGCAGAUUGUGAAGCGCUCCACAACCCAGGUGGCAGACAAUGGUUACCAGAGAGGGGAGAAUAUUUCCCAGGACAAUCAACCUAGAUUACUCCUGGAGCUGCUAGAGCUUCUCUUUGACAAGUUCAAUGCUGUGGCUGCUGCGCACUCUGUCGUCCUUGGACACCUUCAACAAACAGUGGCAUCUCCUUGCAGCCAGUAUGAUGGUGACGUCAAGCUCUAUGACAUGGUUGAUGUGUGGGUGAAGAUCCAGGAUGUCUUGCAGAUGCUGCUGACUGAGUAUCUGGACAUGAAGAACACCCGCGCUGCCUCGGAGCCAUCUGCCCAGCUCAGCUACGCCAGCUCUGGGAGGGAAUUUGCUGCAUUCUUUGCAAAGAAGAAACCACAAAGACCUAAAAACCCUUUGUUCAAGUUUGAGUCCUCGUCCCAUGCUAUUAGCAUGAGUGCCUACCUGCGUGAGCAGAGGAGGGAACUCUACAGCAGAAGUGGAGAACUUCAAGGAGGACCAGAUGAUAACUUAAUUGAAGGUGGUGGAUCAAAAUUUGUCUGCAAACCAGGAGCCAGGAACAUUACCAUCAUCUUUCAUCCCCUCCUCAGGUUUAUCCAGGAGAUAGAGCAUGCCAUGGAGCUUGGCCCGACCAAGCAGUGUCCGCUCCGCGAGUUCCUCACCAUGUACAUCAAGAACAUCUUCCUCAAUCAGGUCCUGGCUGAGAUCAAUAAAGAGAUUGAAGGUGUCACGAAGGCAUCUGAUCCCCUGAAGAUAUUGGCUAAUGCAGAUACCAUGAAGAUCCUGGGUGUGCAGCGGCCUCUGCUGCAGAGCACAGUAAUCGUGGAGAAGACCGUUCAAGACCUGAUGAACCUGAUGCAUGACUUGAGCGCCUAUUCGGAUCAGUUCCUCAAUAUGGUGUGUGUGAAACUCCAGGAGUACAAGGACACCUGCACCCUUGCCUACAGGAGCAUCGUGCAGUCGGAUGAAAAGCUGGUGAUCAGUGCAUCCUGGGCUAAAGAUGAUGAUAUUAGCAGGCUCCUGAAGUCUCUGCCCAACUGGAGCAACAUGGCUCAGCCCAAGCAACUCCGACCCAAGAGGGAGGAGGAGGAAGAUUUCAUAAGGGCUGCUUUUGGCAAAGAGUCAGAAGUUCUCAUAGGCAACCUGGGAGAUAAACUCAUCCCUCAGCAGGAGAUCCUGCGGGACGUCAGUGACCUGAAGGCCUUGGCCAACAUGCACGAGAGCCUGGAGUGGUUAGCAGGUCGUACCAAGGCAGCCUUGUCCAACCUCUCAGCCACCCAGACUGUGUCUCCUGGCCAGGACAGCCAUGCCAGUAUGGAACACCUUCCUGCAUCUGAGCAGAUCCUGCAAACCCUGGGUGAGCUGGCCAGGUCUUUUCAAGAGAUGGCUGAUCGUUGCCUGCUGGUCCUGCAUUUGGAAGUCAGAGUUCACUGCUUCCACUACCUGAUCCCACUGGCCAAACAAGGGAAUUAUGCCAUCGUUGCCAACGUGGAGAGCAUGGACUAUGACCCUCUCGUGGUGAGGCUCAACAAGGACAUCAGCGCCAUCGAGGAGGCCAUGAGCGCCAGCCUCCAGCAGCACAAGUUCCAGUACAUCUUUGAAGGUCUGGGUCACCUUAUCUCCUGCAUCCUCAUCAAUGGUGCCCACUACUUCAAACGCAUCAGCGAAUCCGGCAUCAAGAAAAUGUGCAGGAACAUCUUCAUCCUCCAGCAAAACCUGACCAACAUCACCAUGUCACGUGAGGCUGACCUGGACUUUGCAAGGCAGUAUUAUGAGAUGCUCUACAACACAGCAGAUGAGCUCUUAAACCUCGUGGUGGAUCAAGGGGUGAAGUACACAGAGCUGGAAUACAUCUACGCCCUGAACUUACUGCACCGGAGCCAGACGGGUGUGGGAGACCAAACCACCCAGAACAUGAGGUUGCAGAGGUUGAAGGAGAUCAUUUGUGAGCAGGCUGCUAUCAAACAGGCCACCAAGGACAAGAAAAUCACCACCGUGUAAGAUCUGCUCAGUCUCUCACAUGAAGUGAGCAGCAGGGGCUGUCAGGCUGCAGGUCCAAGCUGCUGCGUUUCUGUUCUCAUCCAAGGCAAAAACGUGUCUUCUGGGUGGCACUGAGAAGGGAAAUGCCAUUUGAGAUUUGGGUUUGGGGUUGUUUGUGGGUUUGUUUUCUUUUUUUUUUGGGGGGGGGGUUGAUGUGUAAUCACAUAAUGCUUCCUUAACGUGUUCUCCCAAGUGAUUGCACUGCAGGAACUCUUGGUGGGAUGUGGGUGGGAUGUUUGGCUUUGCUCUGUUGCUGCUGCUUUGCCUUGAGAGGUCAGGUGAGCUGCUGUCUGUGGCGGGGUGGGAGAAGAGAAGAUUUAGCACUGGGGCAGGUCAGAGUCUUCAGGGGAAGUUCAGACCACACUGAAGUAAUCAGCACCAUGACAGUCAAGCUCAGACCUGUUGGUCUCCCGUGGGAUCUUGAUGUUUUUGGAAGCCUUUCCAAGAGCGUUGCUGCAUGGAGCCCGUUUCAGCUCUGCCACUUCUACUCCCCAGGACAGUUGUAGAUGCAGUAAGUUUGCUGCUGCUGCCACUGCAAAGAGAUCAAGCAGUUUAUUCCCUUGGAUGGUGAAGAGCCAGUUCUCAUCGUGGGAGGUAACUUGGGACCAUUUGCUGUUUCCACUUGUCCUUUUUCAUUCCCAGAGCCAUAUGGUGUCGCUUCCCACAGCACACGCUGCACUGGCUGGUGGUGGAUGUAGGAGAAAGUUGCCAAUAUGAGGUAGUAGCAAAACUUCAUUAUCUUCUUUUUCUUUUUUUUUUUUUCCUGAAGAGUCUCCCCAGCUCAAAAUGCUAUUUUGUAAUUGUCACUUGAUGUGCUGGAAGGACACACGGUAGCUCAGCACUGAUGAUCAGCAAGGGCAGGAGGAGGGCAGAUCCGAGCUCUGUGGCCUGAAGAGCACCCAGGUCACCAUUUCUGCUCUGCCUUUGACCAUAUAAAGCCACCUGGUAAAAGGGCCCUUAUUCAGUGAGGCUGAGGAGUUUCAUACCAACCCCUCCAAGCUGAGAAUACACUGCACUUCCUUGUAUUUGCCAAGGAGAUUGUCAGCCCACCUGGGUUCCACAUGCUGAGUUGGGUUCUCUCUGAGCUUUGUAACUGCUUGUGUGUCAGUCUUGAAACUGCUGAAUUAAAGGGUGUUUAAAGAUUCUUCAAA
Messenger RNA from Apus apus (common swift), 4150 nucleotides. It is a transcript of the gene EXOC4, whose product is annotated as exocyst complex component 4. Bases 30 to 2960 code for a protein of 976 amino acids. Gene Ontology annotation, cellular component: growth cone membrane; synapse; exocyst. The transcript is spliced from 18 exons. The record is from RefSeq and is a predicted model, not a curated record. Gene Ontology annotation, biological process: chemical synaptic transmission; exocytosis; Golgi to plasma membrane transport. NCBI's taxonomy places the organism in Eukaryota, Metazoa, Chordata, Aves, Apodiformes, Apodidae.